Molecule: messenger RNA, 2436 nt
Organism: Pseudomassariella vexata
Lineage: Eukaryota; Fungi; Ascomycota; Sordariomycetes; Amphisphaeriales; Pseudomassariaceae
Product: glycoside hydrolase family 92 protein
Exons: 6
Coding region: 1-2436 (811 amino acids)
Biological process (GO): protein deglycosylation; glycoprotein catabolic process; carbohydrate metabolic process
Cellular component (GO): cytosol; nucleus
Molecular function (GO): peptide-N4-(N-acetyl-beta-glucosaminyl)asparagine amidase activity; carbohydrate binding
Source: RefSeq, a predicted model, not a curated record
AUGCCUGGGCUUAUUUCCAGGGCUCUGACACUCACUCUCGCGCUUCUCGUCAACGGACAGGCUGAAUUCGAUGCUCUCUCCUAUGUCGACUCCCUCAUCGGCACGACGAAUGGAGGAAACGUUUUCGCCGGCGCAUCACUGCCCUACGGCAUGGUGAAAGCCGUGGCCGACACGAACAGUCCUUCGAGACAGGGCGGCUUUACACUCGACGACAGCAAUGUCACCGGCUUCUCGGUGCUGCAUGACUCGGGCACUGGCGGUUCGCCUUCACUUGGGAAUUUCCCCCUCUUUGCCUACGCCAGCUGUCCACAAGACGACAUCAACCAAUGCGUUUUUCCCAAGAAGGCCCGGGCUAAAUUGGGCACGUUCCGUAACGAAACUGUGAAGUCACGACCCGGCUACUUUGGCAUCACCUUGGACAGCGGCGUGGAGGCUGAGAUGACCACAACCCAGCAUGCUGCCCUGUUUCGCUUCACCUUCCCGCCCAGCACUUCCGGAGGUGUCGCCUCUCCUCUGAUCCUUCAGGAUCUGACGGACCUCUCCGACUCGCGUUUGGAUAAUGCCAGUAUUGUUGCCGACCCUGAACGGCCACGGCUGUCCGGUAGUGCGGUCUUCGCGCCUAGUUUCGGGCAGGGCAAUUACACGGCCUAUUUCUGUACCGACUUCUCUGGGGCACAAGUCCGCGACCGCGGCAUAUUCGUCAACAGCCGCGCUAGUGCUGGUGUCCAUGAGCUGCUCGACCUGAACCGUGGAAUCAACGGUUAUCCACUGCCAGGGGGCGCAUUUAUGCGAUUUAACCUUACCGAUCGUACUGUGCUUGCCAGAACAGGCGUGAGCUUCAUCAGCUCCGCGCAAGCAUGUAAGAAUGCAGAGGCUGAAAUUCCCGACUACAACUUCGAAACCGUCGAGUCAGCUGCCCGUAGUGCUUGGCAGGAAAAGUUGAAACCAGUCAGAGUGUCUACGGGUGGCGGUGUUGACAUGACCUUGAUCACCAAUUUCUACAGUGGUAUAUACAGAACCAUGGUCAAUCCACAGGAUUACACUGGCGAGAAUCCAAAGUGGACUUCGGAUGCCCCUUAUUUCGACUCUUUUUAUUGUCUAUGGGACAGCUUCCGAUCGCAGAUCCCCUUCCUGACUGUCAUUGAUCCCGCAGCCGUCUCCAAAAUGGUUCGCUCGUUGAUCGAUACCUAUGAACACGAAGGCUGGCUUCCUGAUUGUCGCAUGACCUUUAGCAAAGGAUACACACAGGGUGGCUCAAAUGCCGACGUUGUUCUUGCGGAUGCUUUUAUCAAGGGCAUCAGUGAAAAUAUAGACUGGCAAAAGGGCUAUGAAGCCGUACGCAAGGAUGCUGAAGUCGAACCUCACAAUUGGGCCGUGCAGGGACGAGGUGGCCUCGAUAGCUGGAAAGGACUCGGUUACAUUCCCGUCGAAGAUUUCGACUACAAGGGGUUCGGUACCAUGACCCGGAGCGUCUCACGCACCUUGGAGUACAGCUACAACGACUUUUGCAUUGCCCAGAUGGCGGGCGGUCUUAACAAUAGCGAUGAUGUGGUCAAAUAUCGCGAAUCAAGUGGUAACUGGAUCAACUUGUUCAAAACAGACCAAGUAUCAAUGGUAGCAAAUAUUUCCACCACCUUUACCGGAUUUUUCCAAUCCAAGUAUCUCAACCAGACCUGGGGUCACCAGGAUCCCCUGGUGUGCAGCAACAUCGACACUACGGGAACAUCUUGCUCGCUGACGAUCGACGGCCAAGAAACAUUCGAGAGCAGCCUUUGGGAAUACGGCUAUUUCGUGCCUCACGACCAAGCAAAGCUGGUCGAGCUUUACGGUGGCCAGAAAGAAUUUGUCCGCCGACUCGACUUCCUCCAUGAUCAAAACAUUACGUACAUUGGGAACGAGCCCUCUUUCCUGACUGUCUUUCAGUACCACUACGCUGGCAGGCCCGCUCUCUCCGCCCACCGGUCUCAUUUUUACAUCCCUAGGUAUUUCAAUCCUACCCCUGGAGGCCUCCCGGGCAACGACGACAGCGGCGCCAUGGGCUCCUUCGUGGCAUUCUCUAUGAUGGGUCUGUUCCCCAAUCCUGGCCAGGAUGUCUACCUUAUCACGCCUCCGUUCUUUGAGUCGGUGAAUAUAACGAACCCCGUUACGAACAAGACAGCCACAAUCCAAAACAUCAACUUUGACCCAACAUAUGAGGCUAUUUACAUCCAGCAGGCAACCCUAAAUGGGGUUCCUUACACCAAGAACUGGCUCGACCACUCAUUCUUCACCGAAGGCAAACAGCUAGUACUUACGCUGGGACGCAAUGAAAGUAAAUGGGGCACUGAUAUCGAGAGCUUGCCGCCCAGUUUGACAGAUUACACACCAGAUCCUAUAUUGAAUGGUGCUAACUUGCGUGGAAGGGGCCGUUGGGAAGUUGGGGCUCUUGGUUUAUGA